This is a messenger RNA of Aphidius gifuensis, 3429 nucleotides long. It is a transcript of the gene Rat1, whose product is annotated as 5'-3' exoribonuclease 2 homolog. Gene Ontology annotation, biological process: nuclear-transcribed mRNA catabolic process. Lineage: Eukaryota; Metazoa; Arthropoda; Insecta; Hymenoptera; Braconidae. Gene Ontology annotation, cellular component: nucleus. The record is from RefSeq and is a predicted model, not a curated record. Bases 137 to 3052 code for a protein of 971 amino acids. The transcript is spliced from 6 exons. Gene Ontology annotation, molecular function: RNA binding; 5'-3' RNA exonuclease activity; zinc ion binding.
AAUUGAGUGUGUGUGUUUGUGUGCAACAUUUGCACCCCAAAACAUAAAGUUUAUAAAAAUAAUUUGACUAAAAUUUAUAAUUAAAUUAACAAGUUUAUUAAUUUAUUUAUAAAUCAGUUAUACAAAUUGUGUAAUAAUGGGUGUACCAGCAUUUUUUCGCUGGCUUAGCCGCAAGUAUCCAGCGGUUAUUGUUGAAUGCAUUGAGCAAAAGUCAAUAACUGCUGAUGAUGUUACGGUGCCAAUUAAUUCAGUUGAACCGAAUCCGAAUGGUGUUGAAUUUGAUAAUUUAUAUCUGGACAUGAAUGGUAUAAUACAUCCUUGUACACAUCCUGAAGACAAGCCUGCUCCAAAAACUGAGGAUGAAAUGAUGGAAGCAAUAUUUGAAUGUAUCGAUAGAUUAUUUUGUAUUGUACGUCCACGAAAAGUUUUGUAUAUGGCAAUUGAUGGUGUUGCACCACGUGCUAAAAUGAAUCAACAACGCUCAAGAAGAUUUCGUGCAUCAAAAGAAACAUCUGAAAAACUCAAUGAAAUGGAUCGUAUACGUUCAGAGUUGGCAUUGAAAGGUGCAUUUUUACCACCAGAAAAACCAAAAGGUGAUCAUUUUGAUAGUAAUUGUAUAACACCUGGUACUCCAUUUAUGGCAAGGCUAUCAACAUGCCUACAUUAUUAUAUUCAUGAAAGGCUAAAUAAUGAUCCAGGCUGGCGAGGUAUUAAAGUUAUAUUGAGUGAUGCAAAUGUACCAGGUGAAGGUGAACAUAAAAUAAUGGAUUUUAUACGUAAACAAAGAGCACAACCAGAUCAUGAUCCAAAUACACAACAUGUAUUAUGUGGUGCUGAUGCUGAUUUAAUUAUGUUGGGUUUAGCAACACAUGAACCAAAUUUUACAAUAAUACGUGAAGAAUUUAAACCAAAUAAACCACGUCCAUGUGAUAUAUGUGGACAACUUGGUCAUGAAAUGAAAGAUUGUACUGGUAGUGAACCAGAUCAAAAAAAAGAAGAUGCUGCAUUUGGCUCAGAGUGUCAAUUUAUAUUUGUACGUUUAAAUGUAUUACGUGAAUAUUUAGAAAGAGAAUUAGAAAUGCCAAAUUUACCAUUUAAAUAUGAUUUUGAACGUGCAAUUGAUGAUUGGGUAUUUAUGUGUUUUUUUGUUGGUAAUGAUUUUUUACCACAUUUACCAUCAUUAGAAAUACGUGAAGCAGCUAUUGAUAGACUUGUUAAAUUAUAUAAAAGUACUGUUUAUAAAACUGGUGGUUUUUUAACAGAUAGUGGUGAUGUUAAUCUUGAUAGAGUACAAAUGAUAUUAUCUGAACUUGGUGAUAUGGAAGAUGAAAUAUUUAAAAAAAGACAACAAACUGAAUUAUCAUUUAAACAACGUGAAAAAAAUAAAAAACGUAGAACAGAUGCUAUUAGUAAUUUUCAACCAAAAUGGAUACCAACUGGACAAUUUGCACCAAAUUUACUUGGUCAAGAUAUUAAACCAAUACAAAAUCCAAGAUAUGAAGCAUAUCAAAUGCGUAUGCAAGGAAGAGAUUAUAAUACAAGUGCUGCUGAACGUUCUGUUAAAAACCUUGAUAGUAAAAGUGCACUUGAAUCAAUGCUUGUUCCUGAAGGUACAACAAAUUCUAGGAAAAGAAGUUUUAAUGAAGUUGAUACAGGAGUAGAAGAAGAAGAAGAAGAUGAUCAAGCACAUGAUGAAGUACGUUUAUGGGAAGAUGGUUUUAAAGAUCGUUAUUAUGAAUCAAAAUUUGAUGUAUCAGCUGAUAAUUUACAAUUUAGAAAUAAUGUUGCAUUACAAUAUGUACGUGGUUUGUGUUGGGUAUUAAGAUAUUAUUAUCAAGGUUGUGCAUCAUGGAAAUGGUAUUUUCCAUAUCAUUAUGCACCAUUUGCUAGUGAUUUUAUAAAUAUUAGUGGUUUAUCAACUGAAUUUGAAAAAGAUACAGUACCAUUUCGUCCAUUAGAACAAUUAAUGGGUGUAUUUCCAGCAGCAAGUUCUGGACAUGUACCAUCACCAUGGGCACCAUUAAUGAGUGAUCCAAAAUCAACAAUUAUUGAUUUUUAUCCAGAAGAUUUUAAAAUUGAUUUAAAUGGUAAAAAAUUUGCAUGGCAAGGAGUUGCAUUAUUACCAUUUGUUGAAGAACAAAGAUUAUUUAAAGCACUUGAGCCAUAUUAUAAUGAAUUAACUGAAGCUGAAAAAAAACGUAAUGUUAGAGGUGAUGAUAGAUUAUAUGUAUCAACAUCAAAUAGUGGUUAUAAUUUUAUAAAAGGUCUUUAUACAAAUAAUAUUGAUUUUGAUAAACAAACAGAAAUAUCAAUUGAUGGAAUGCGUGGUACUGUAUUAAUUGCUGAAGAUUGUGUUGGUGAAGGUGCAACAUUACCAUCACCAAUAAAAGGAAUACCAGUUCGUAAUAAUGCUGUUUAUUGUGUUAGAUAUCGUGAUCCAAAAUUUGAUAGUGGUUUUAUAUUCCCAGCUAAAAGAUUAAAAGGUGUUAAAGAACCACCAAGAGUAUUAAAACCACAAGAUUUUGAACAAAUGAAUCGUGGUACUGAUAAUAGAUGGUCACCAAGAAUUGGAUUUACUCAAUCAAAUCAAAAAGCAUCACUUGGUGAUGCUGGUCAUCGUAUGAUUGGACAUUAUGCAAAUUCCAAUAGAAAUCAAGGACAAUCAGGACAAUAUUCACAUGUUCCACCACCUCAAAAUUCUUAUCAACAACGCGGAUAUUCAAGUGGAUAUCAAACAAGCACUGGUGCUGCAAGAGGAUACAGUAGUCAAUCGGGUGGUAAUUUUGGCAAUCGUUCACAACAAAAUUACAAUUCACAAGGUCCUCGAAUGAAUAAUUAUGGAAAUAAUUCUGGAGCACAAGGAUAUGGACAAGGUUAUGGACAACAAAAUUAUCAACAAAGAAAUCAACAUGGAAAUCAACAACAACGUAAUAAUCGUUAUCAAAAUUCUGGACAAAACAAUCAAAGGAAUCAGCAAUCAAAUCGUUUUGGAAAUAAUCGUGGUGGUGGUAGUAGUGGUGGUGCAAGUGGUCUUUAUCGAAACAGUUACUAAUAGAAAAAAAAAGCAAAAAUAAUUAUUUGACUAUAGUACUAUUGCAACUUGCUUAAUUUCAUAUCAAUUAUUUUUCACAUUUUUAGUUUAACGACAAAUGCAUUUUCAUGAAAAACUAUAAAUUACAAUUUUUAUAAUUAUAUUAAAUAACGAAAUAAAUAAAAUAAUCAUAAUUAAAUUCAUUUGACGUAAAUUUUUUUAAAAUCACGAUAUUUGUAAAAAAAAAAAAACAAUUGUAAAUUAAUAAUUAUUUUGUCAAUGUGUAAAUUUGUAUUUAAAUAUAUUGAAUGCAUUUACUUUUUUCAUUUGUAUUAAUUACAAAUUAAAUAUUAUAAUGAAAUAAAAUCGUAUGAUAAUAAUAAAAAAUACGUUUUUAA